AUGCGCACCCGGCAAUUCUACUCGUUGCAUGGCUGUUUGUUGACCAUUCUAUGGUUCGAGAACCACGAAGUGCAUCUGCCGCUCCCGACUACGCUGCGCAGCAGUCUCCAACUGUCCUCCCUCCAGACAAAUCGUGUGCAGGAGAUGUCCCUCGAAUUGGACUAUCGCAACACUUUCAUUACCGUCCAGGAGGAGCCCCUGGUGCAGCUGAAGCGCCGAGCCUCCAGCGUCCCGCCAAGGCUUGGCCACGUUGCGCUGGAGUUCGAUUGCCCAGCACAGCAACAGGAGGUGGAGGACGGGCGCUAUGUGCAGUCUCUCCAGAAGAAGCUGGCACCCAUCUUCGUUUGCGAAACGGAGCCCCAGAAACCUGACGAGUAUGAGGAACCUACAGCCGAGACGUACGUCCCUUCGGAGGAGAUAACUUCCGAGGGUGAGUCGUCGGAGAUGUCGGCUGAGGACAAGCCCAAGUGCAAUCCGGGAAGUGCAGGUCAUCCGGAGCUGUGCCGCCGACCGUGCAUCUACUUCGCCAUUGGCCAGUGCAUCAACUUGGCGGACUGCAACUUCUGCCACUUGCCACACAGCAAUCGCUCGGCAACUUUGGACAAGAGCCAGCGUCAGGUGAUCAAGGAGAUGAGCCAGCGUGAGUUCUUGAGCGUGCUCCUCCGAUGCCUGCAGGCCAAGGCGGUCGAGGGCGGUUUCGAGCUUGAAGCGCGGGAUGUGCUGCAGCUCUUCAAGGCACAGCUUGGCCAACUGAGGGCAACUCCCAGCAGGGUACCCAAGACCAAAGUCAUGAACCUCGAGAAAGCUCUCGCCCGCAUGACCUUCUUCAGCGUCGCCAGCCUGACCUCCCGCGUGAACCUGAGCAGCGACUUUAUCGACACGUGCAAGGAGAAGGUGAUCAGCCUACGACAGAGGCUCGCCGAGUGA
This is a messenger RNA of Symbiodinium natans, 927 nucleotides long. The record is from the annotation of a GenBank genome assembly. NCBI's taxonomy places the organism in Eukaryota, Dinophyceae, Suessiales, Symbiodiniaceae.